Thlaspi arvense is the source of this 276-nucleotide messenger RNA. NCBI's taxonomy places the organism in Eukaryota, Viridiplantae, Streptophyta, Magnoliopsida, Brassicales, Brassicaceae. The record is from the annotation of a GenBank genome assembly.
AUGGAGAGGAUUAUUUCACUUGUAGUUCUUGCUAGCUUACUUAUCAUGUUUGGCUCAGAUGCUCCUAUGAAUGUGUGUCCCCACCGCCCUCGCCGCCCUUGCCCCCUCCACAAAAGAUUAUUACUCAUAAAGAUAAUGUCAGAUUACUUUACAUACAUCGCGAAAACAUCAAAGAAGAUAUUGACACAAAGAGAACAUCUCAAGAUCCACACGUAUAGUCCAAAAUAUGAGGAAUGGGAAUCAGCAAUAUAUCUUCCAACAUCACACGACGUUUGA